AUGUGUUCUAUUGAUUAUGAAGCAUAUGCCCAGGAUUUCGAUAACUGGUACAACAACGAAGAUUUUAUUGCCAUGAGAUCUGUUGCAGAUCUCUCAAUGAUCUUUGAUUAUUGUUUAUUCACUCCAGAACAAUUUAUCACGACAUCUACAAUAAUAAAGAAGAAAUUUAGGAUCUCAGAAGUCUUCGUUAUUAUUCAACAUGCUAAAAUCGACAAUUUUGAAAAUGUUGAAUCUGCUUACAAACUUUUAGAAUUUAUUUCAAAAAUAACAAACAACAGGACACUUUUUGACAUCUCAAAUUUCAUUAAAUCACAAAAACCGAGUACAGAAACAAAGAAAAGUAAAAAUCUGAAGUAUCUUAUACAUUGCAAUGCCAAUUCAACUGAUUUUGAAAAGAUUUACCAUAUUUUGAUCAACUGCUAUCUUGAGAAUGAUGCAGAAACAAUCAAAUUUGCAAGUCAAAAUGCUUACAUUCAUGUCAAAGAUAAAUACGAUUCAUCAUUGAUUCAUUAUGCAUUAAACAAUGGAAAUAUUGAAGCAUUAAAAUUCCUUUGUUCAAUUCCUAAUAUUGAUAUCAAUGCAAAAGAUAAUCAAGGAAUGACAGUUUUACAUUAUGCAGCACAAAUAAAUAAUACUCAAACAAUUGAAUUCCUUUGUUCAAUUCCUAAUAUUGAUAUCAAUGCAAAAGAUAAUCAAGGAAUGACAGUUUUACAUUAUGCAGCAGAAAAAAAUAAUACUCAAGCAAUUGAAUUCCUUUGUUCAGUUCCUGGAAUUGAUAUCAAUGCAAAAGAUAAUUUUUAUCAUUACAAUCCCCUUUUUUAUGCAUUUAAGAAUAAUAAUAAAGAUGCUAUUAAAGCUAUUUGUUCAGUCCCAGGUUUUAAUAUCAAUUCCUCAUAUGUUGAAGGACGUACAUUUCUUGAAUACCCUUUUAACAUUAAAAACACUGAACUCAUUGAAUGUCUCUUAACUGUUAAGAGCUUUGAUCCGAAUAUUCAAGAUAAUUAUGGUAAUACUCUUCUUCAUUAUGCAGUUCAAUACCAAAAUCUUGAUAUCAUCAAAACUGUUUGUUCUCUUCCAAACAUUAAUCCAAAUAUUAAAGAUGAGUCAAAUAAGACACCGUUUUUACUCGCAUUUGAGCGAAAAAAUCCAGAAAUUAUAAAUUGUCUCUUAACAGUUAAGAACAUUGAUCCGAAUAUUCAAGAUAAUGAAGGUAAUACUCUUCUUCAUUAUGCAGUUCAAUAUCAAAAACUUCCAGAAAUUAUUAAUUCUCUAUUAACAGUUAAGAACAUUGAUCCAAAUAUUCAAGAUAAGUAUGGUCGAACUUUUCUUCAUAAUGCAGUUUAUUACCAAAAACUUCCAGAAAUUAUUAAUUCUCUCAUAACAGUUAAGAACAUUGAUCCGAAUAUUCAAGAUAAUAAUGGUCAAACUCUUCUUCAUCAUGCAGUUCAAUACCAAAAUCUUGAUAUCAUCAAAACUGUUUGUUCUCUUCCAAACAUUAAUCCAAAUAUUAAAGAUAAGUCAAAUAAGACACCGUUUUUACUCGCAUUUGAGCGAAAAAAUACAGAAAUUAUUAAUUGUCUUAAGCAAAUUCCGAACAUUGAUAUGAACAUCCAAUAUAAUAAUCAUGGAAAUCAUUAUUAA
Messenger RNA from Trichomonas vaginalis G3, 1641 nucleotides. Its product is annotated as protein ubiquitination. The record is from RefSeq and is a predicted model, not a curated record. Gene Ontology annotation, molecular function: RNA binding; protein binding; RNA nuclease activity. The transcript has a single exon. Gene Ontology annotation, biological process: RNA processing. The coding region runs from base 1 to 1641 and encodes 546 amino acids. NCBI's taxonomy places the organism in Eukaryota, Parabasalia, Trichomonadida, Trichomonadidae.